Molecule: messenger RNA, 7537 nt
Organism: Leucoraja erinaceus (little skate)
Lineage: Eukaryota; Metazoa; Chordata; Chondrichthyes; Rajiformes; Rajidae
Gene: phldb1b
Product: pleckstrin homology-like domain, family B, member 1b
Exons: 27
Coding region: 1154-6178 (1674 amino acids)
Biological process (GO): regulation of microtubule cytoskeleton organization
Cellular component (GO): basal cortex
Molecular function (GO): protein binding
Source: RefSeq, a predicted model, not a curated record
CGAAGCCAAUGAACGUCUUUGGAGUGAGGGAGGAAACCGAAGAUCUCGGAGAAAACCCACGCAGGUCACGGGGAGAACGUACAAACUCCGUACAGACAGCACCCGUAGUCAGGAUCGAACCCGGGUCUCCGGCGCUGCAAGCACUGUAAGGCAGCAACUCUACCGCUGUGCCACCGUGCUGUGUCUAUAUGUAAAGCUGAUGAAUCCAUCAUAUGAGCUUUUUGCUUUGAUAUUUUCGACACUCAAAGGCAAUAAAAUAAUUUUAUUAACUCACUUAAAAAUAUGUAAUUGCUGCUUCGAGCACCGUAUUCACGUAAUGAGACGGGCAGCUUCUUACACCGAUUCUUCAUGUUACACGAGUGUAAGCUGAGAAGAUUUCAGUAAAUCAUUAUGUCGUGCAACUCUGUUUAUAUGAAACUGUUAUUCUCAGGGGAAAAGAAGGUUUCAUUUGAAAAGUUUGGCCCUGUGAUCUUUGCCUAAUGAGGGGGACCUGCUUCCUCUGUUUCACCCCAUAACUGUUCUAGUGUUGACUCAAGCUAUGUUGAAUAAAAUGAAAACAAUUAUAAAAAACCACCAGGCAAAUGAAUUCAGCUUCUUUGCAACCAGGGUGAGAGAGAGAGAGAGAGAGAGGCUGUGUGUGAUAUUCACCGGGUUGGUGGUAGUUAAUGCCAAAGGUUUAACAUUCUGGCAUUUUAAACUGUGGACCUUUUUUUCCCCCCUUCAGAUGAACAAGUGCAGUGUUAUUGAGCCCUUUCCAGAGGAAUAAAGGCAGCCUUGUUGUCAGUCAGGGUGGGGGAGUAGGGUCACAUUGCUUUCGGCUGCACCAGUUUGACAGACACCGCUCAGUCUGGGAGCUCUCACCCUUGCCAACUCCUCUCUCUCCCUCUCCCUCUCACAUACACACACUGCACACUCUCACUGCGCUCCCCCUCUCUCUCGUCCUGCCUGCCCGCAUGUGUGCUGAUUUGUGAGGAGGCUACAGGCAGCUCAGACGGACUAAAAAAGGACUGCUAGGAAGGUUAUCCCCGGCUCGGGUGUGGAGAUGUAUUCAGGAGAGUAACACCCUGACAUUGCCGGACUAAUUCAUGAACGAGCCUCUGGGAACUGAAAGGAUAUCCAGGAGUGUGAAAGUGCGGUUGUGAAUGACAACAUCAUGGACAAACAGAACAGAAACACUACAGACCAGAUGAAAAAGGCAAAGAAAACCAUUCAGAAUACACCCCUGGACCUGAUUGAUACGGGCAAGGGGCUGAAGGUGCAGACGGACAAGCCACACCUGGUCAGCCUGGGCAGUGGGCGGCUCAGCAUCGCCAUCACCUUGCUUCCCCUUGCAGAAGGGACCACCACGUUUGGCAGCUCCGAUUGUCCCUCACAAGACAUCAGUAUUCACGGGCCGGGGAUUGCCGCCCAACACUGCCACAUCGAGAACAGGAAUGAAGUUAUAACCCUGCACCCACACGGCAACCCGUGUGCAGUCGAUGGCGUCUAUGUGAUCCGGCCCACACGUCUCAGCCAAGGGUGCAUGCUCUGCUUUGGACAAUCAACAUUAUUUCGCUUCAACCACCCAGCGGAGGCUCACAGAAUGAAGAGUAUGAUGUCCGGCAACCAGAACUCCCCGCUGACCUACGGCCGAUCUUCAGAUCCCGCUAAUCUAGUAAAUGGCAAUCACCAACCUCCCCUUAAUGAAGCCUCGAGCAACCAGCCGUCCAGAUCCCAAGCCACUCCGAGUUCACUGGUCAGCUCCAUUGAGAAGGAUCUGCAGGACAUCAUGGACUCUCUGGUGAUGGAGGACGCCACCACUCCCAGUAAAAAGCAGGCUGCCAAUGUCCAGUCACCCUUGUCCCCAAUGGUCAAUGGCGGAGGGAGGUACCUGCUGUCACCUCCACUCAGCCCUGGUGCAAUGUCAGUGGGGUCAAGCUAUGACAAUAUGUCCCCACCAUUCUCACCCCUAUCGUCCCCAUCGCCGGGCAGCAGCAGCAGUUGUACCAGCCAUUCGCCAGGUGCCCUGGACCAAGUGGUACUGCCCCCCACUGUGCCUGUUCGCUCUUCCAGUUACAACCACAUGGUGCAGCCUCCAUCCCUGUGGCCAGUGCCGGGCUACAGUGGCGUGAGUGUGGACACGGCCAAGUGCAACGGGGUUGGUCCAGGCCUCCAGCGAGUGCCGGAGAGUCCUCGCGCUCACAGGAAAGUGCCCAACGUCCACGAGACUCCACCAAGCCCAACCCUUAACCGCAGAGCGUUUCCACCAGAUGCCUUGAAUUCAGCAACGAUUAACGAACCCAGGAAGAUGCCGGAAAGUUCCAAACUAUCCCUACAAAGUCACAACGUGCCCUUGGUUGCCGUUAGUCCAGGUGACUUCAGUGGUGGGAACUCUAGAGGUCAAGUUGGUUCUGUCCCCGGCAGCCCGAGAUCUGGGGUCAAGUUUUACCCAUCCCCAAGCCCCAGGACCAAGGGAGGUGCCCUGCAAGAUAGGUCUCCAAGCCCUUUCAGAGAGGCCAAGGAGACUCCCAUUGACCGGUCCAUCACCUCCAGCCCAUCGCGGCUGACGUCCCCGAGAGGGUUCCAGCCUUUGGAGAGCUCAGGGUAUGUCCACGUUAACCAGCCUGUCCAGUCACAGCCAAGAAUCCUCCAGCCUCCCGACAGUCCCCGAGUGGGCAGAAGAAGCAUCGAGAGCAUGAGAGAGUUGCCUCCGUUAAGCCCUUCGAUGACCAGGAGAGUUGUACCAAUCGCCACCUUCUCAAAUCUUCCAAGUUCUCCUCAGUCCAGGACCUCUCGAGACGUGGUCCACCACGACAGCCCCUCGCACCAGACCAAACUGGUCAAGGAGUUGCCAGAAAGCCCUCGGUUUAGACGCAAGUUUUCGUCCGGCUCAUCUGAAAGGAUCGAGGACUUCUCGCUGCUGAGCGUGUCUGGGUUGAGCACCUUGAGCAGUGGGAGAGGAGUGAGGGAUCGCAGCCCUUCCCCAACCCUGCUCCCCGUCGAGCCUCCACGGAAAGCCUACGGGAAUACUUUAACCCCAGCGCACAGCCUGUCUUCAUUGUCCAUCCCAGCCCCGCUGCAGAGCCCGAGAAUGCAGAGGAAAAUGUCGGCGGAUGACAGGAUGCCCGUGCCGCGACAACGCAAGAACAGUAUUUCCGAAAUCAGCGACAAUGAGGACGAACUCCUGGAUUAUCACCGCCGGCAGAGAGAGGAACGGAUCCGGGAGCAGGAGAUGCAGAUGUUGGAGCGGCAGAGGCUGGAGACCAUCUUGAACCUGUGUGCUGAGUACACCAAGACAGACUCGCCCACCAGCCCUGACAUGGGCAAGGUGCACCAGGCUGCCGCCGAGCAGCUGCAGAUCGAGGAGCCGAGACUGUACCCCGGCGUGGCCGAGCCUGCUCCCACCACCACCAGCAGAGGCACAUCCAUGGACAGGUGCACAGGAGGCAAGGUCUUCAGCCAGCCCAGCCCAACACACCCAGCCCAACCCAGCGCUCAGAAACCACGGGAGGGCCUGGAGAGAUCUGACGAGGAGAACCUCAAGGAAGAAUGUAGCAGCACGGAGAGCACGCAUCACGAGCACGAGGACUCGGCGGGUGGCCAGCCCGCCCAACAGGUGGCCUACCUGGAGGAGGAGCGGGUCAGGGUUCUGGCCAACGUGGAUGAACUGAAGCAAAGGAUCAAAGAGCUGGACCAACAACUGGAGGAGUCCAGUCAUGAGGCGGAGAUGGAACGAGCACUGCUUCAGGGAGAGCGCGAGUCUGAGGUCGCUCAGAUCCACCAGGAACAGGAGAUCAUCAAUCAGUUGGAGGAGAAACUUUCCGAGCUUGAGAACAACAUCCAGAGAGAAAAAGACCAGGAAAGGGUAAAGCUUGAUGCAGAGAAACAAGAAGUAGAGAGACUGCAGUCGCAUUGCCAUGAGCUGGAGCGUCAGCUCGAUAACUGCCCUGAGUCAAUGAGGGAACAGUUACAGCAACACCUGAAAAGGGAAGCCGAGGCUCUCGAGUCUGAAGCCAAGCUGUUUGAGGACCUGGAGUUCCAGCAGUUGGAGAAGGAGAGUCGCCUUGAGGAGGAGCGGGAGACGGUGAGCCAGCAGCUCCAGCACGACAAGGCUGAGUACCAGCGCAGCGCCAUGCGGAGAAAGGACAAGGUUUCUGCUCUGGAGAACCAAGCCAAUCAGAUCCGCUACCAGGCCAUUCAGGAAUACGAGAGGGUAAACCGGGAGAAAAACGCAAUGGUCCAGAUGUUGCAGAAGGAAAAAGACAAACUGGCCAAUCUGGAGAAACAAUACUUCAUGGUGACCGGUGGCAAAACCUUCUCCAAAAGUUCCUCAGCAUUGAAAGAGGAUGUCCUACGUAUCACAGAGUCUAGCGACAUGUUAGAGGAGACUAAAUUCCAGCAUUGCUUGCCAGGAAAAGCUGCUGCUCUGUCCCCCUCUCCUUCCACCCCAUCGUACCCCCGGGUACAGGAGGAGUACAUGAAGCUGGCUGACGUGUUUAAGUUCUACAGUGACAUAUAUGGGACAGACAGUGACGCUACAUUCUCUGCUCCUCCACUGCAUUCUCUGCCGCUUACUGUACCUCCAUCAGCCCACGAGGAGUACGUUACUCUGGGCCAGCUCAAGGAGUUGUACAGUAGAUCAACGGCCAGCUCAUCUCCAGUCCCGUUCCACACUAACUCAGCCUCCGCCUCUCUGCUUCUGCCCGCUGAAAGCUCCUUGCUGGCUUCUACCUCUGCACUGUUUGCAGCUGAGCAGCCUACCAGCAAGCUGCUGCCCUCUACGUUGGAGCUAGAGAGAUGGUACCAAGAAGUAAUGGCUAACUUUGAUGCCUCAUCUUCUCCACCUCCAAUUUCCUCUUCUCCGCCUCCUCUUCCAGCUAAAACUCACUCCACGCGAAGAUCUCUUCAGGUCUACCGAUCCAAGCUGGAGAGUGAUGUAAGCGGCACCCUACCCCGGGCAAAGACGGGCUCUGCUCCCUCCUCACCCUUCACCCCCACCACACAGGGGCGACAUUUUACAGCAAAGGGCAUCACGCUGGCACAGAACGGCACUGGCAGUCUACCACGAAACCUGGCCGCCACCCUGCAGGACAUCGAGGUGAAGCGGCAGCUGGCACUGCAGCAGAAAGAGUCAAUAAACAGAACGGAUCACAAAAGAGGCCACCAGGUGAUUGAGGAACAACGGCGACGGCUGGCGGAGCUGAAGCAGAAGGCGGCAGUGGAGGCCCAGUCCCAGUGGGAGGCGCUACACAGCCAACACUCGCCCAUGUAUGUCCAGCAGAAUCAGCCCUACACCCUGCUGGCUCACCAGCCCUCCCACCUCAUCCACCACAGCAUCCUCCACCACCACACCCAGCCUCUCUCCGCCCAGCACAGCGGCAGCGACAUGGAGCAUGCCUUCGACACGCUCAGCUUGGAAAGUUCGGACAGCAUGGAGACCAGCAUCUCCACCGGAAACUCAGCCUGCUCGCCCGACAACAUGUCUAGUGCCAGUGGUGUAGACGUCUGCAAGAUCGAGGAGAUGGAGAAGAUGUUGAAGGAGGCCCAGGCUGAGAAAGCUCGCCUUUUGGAAACAAGGGCACGCGAGAUGGAAAUCCGUCGCCAGGCAUUUGAGGAAGAGCGCAAGAGACGUGAGGAGUUGGAGAAGAGGCUCCAGGAAGAAACUGUCCAUCGGCAACAGCUGGUCGACAAGGAGGUCAAGAUGCGGGAGAAAAAUUUCUCACAGGCACGGCCUCUAACCAGGUAUCUACCCAUCAGGAAGGAAGACUUUGACCUGAGGUCACAUAUCGAGUCAUCAGGGCACAACCUGGAGAUCUGUUACCAGGUCACCAUGACCGAGAAGAUGUGUAAAGGUUACCUGACCAAAAUGGGCGGGAAGAUUAAAUCCUGGAGAAAGCGCUGGUUUGUGUUUGAUCGCAUGAAGCGGACACUGUCGUAUUACGUGGAUAAACACGAAAGUAAACUAAAGGGUGUCAUUUAUUUCCAAGCCAUCGAAGAGGUUUACUAUGACCACCUCAGAAGUGCCUCAAAGGGGUAUUUGAGCCUGCACACAAUAAAUAGCCCCAACCCCAGCCUGACGUUCUGUGUGAAGACCCAUGAUCGCCUGUACUUCAUGGUGGCUCCGACUCCAGAGGCCAUGCGGAUCUGGAUGGACGUGAUAGUGACUGGGGCCGAGGGCUACACGCAGUUCAUGAGCUGAGGACCAGGGAAGCCCCUUCUCCUUGGGGUGGAGUGAGUUGGCCAUGUGUGGAGGAGCCUCACACACACUAGACCUGCUCAGCCCAGCGUCUGUAUUGACUGACUGACUCUCCCUCUCCCUGUCUCCCUGUCUCCCCCUCCCACACAAUUACUCCUGGCCUCUGCUGACCGCGGGCAAUCGGUAAACCAGUCCCCUCACCGUGCGGUGCGCAGGCGGGCAGCGUGGCCUUCUCUAACGCUUUUGCCAGAAGUUGGCGUCAGACAAACGAUAAGGAGAAACUUCUUCACCCUCAAGCAAAACAAGAGGCUGCAGAUGCUGCCGCCCAGCCUCGCAGAAUGGACACGGUCUCUCCAAGCAGAUGGACAAACGGAGACUACAGUGAAGAUGAAAGAUACAAGGAGAUGAAUAAUUGGCCCGGAACAUCAGGCUGGCUUCACCAAUGCUCUACGAUGCAGUCACCAUGGGGACGGGUGGUUGGACGGGGUAAGCCCUGCCGCCUCUGGUCAACACAAACGCUCGGUCUUCAGUGACGGCCAAACACGCACUGGCAGACCAAAGGAACGUGACGGUUUCUCCAUGAGCGCACGCGUGUGUGGACUGACUGCGGAGAUACUGGCAGCACACGCGUGUGUGGACUGACUGCGGAGAUACUGGCAGCACAUGCGUGUGUGGACCGACUGCGGCGUUAUCGGCAGCGAGAGCGACGGGGUGAACUCAGAGUUGCCCGCGGACAUGGUGGAGACUAUGUGCCUUUAACCCUCUGGCCCGGGGAAUCCAAGUGCUCAGUCUAAGGACAUCUUUUGGUAUAAGAACGUUUCUCUUGAACUGAAUCAGGGAUUGAAAUAUGUUUUAUUUUAUUAACUUUUGGUCUUGUUGUUGAACAUCUCUGUUAAAAGAUGACUUCAGCUGAGGUAGCCGCGCGGCAGAACUUACCUCAACAAUACGCGUGAUUUUUACCGUUUUUAUAAAUACUAGAAGCCCAGUAUUGCUUCUGACUCCCACAUGCCCCGUGCCAUAGUCUGCUUCAUACAUCAGUAACCAUUCCCCAUUUGUGCUUUCCUGCACCCUGCCUUUAAGCCAGUUUCAUACCACGGACAAGAAGAAAGGGGAAUUCCAUCUCGAGAAUCGAGUUGUGUUUCUCGAGGACAAUGUGUGUUAAAGGAUUGACAGAUCAAGUGGUUUCUAGGAUUUGUUGAUCGAAAGCUCAGCCACGUUACAUGAGCUUCAUCCCAGCCUUGGCUACAGGACAUUGUGAUGGCUUAAGUUGUAUCACAUCUCGUUGGUCAUUAGAGAUGUGGACUUGCCCGUUGCAGAGGAUUAAGGACCUGUCCCACUUGUGGCCACUGGCUGGCCUCAUAU